ACGUACUUCCUUCGUUCGCGGCACCAAUCUUGAAAUCGAGCUGAGUUUGCGAACAACCCGUAAAUCUCCUGGCUCUUCCAAUAGUUUUCAGUCUUCUAUAAAUUCCUUUUUUUUUUUAAAUGGUAAAACUCUAAUGGCCACCGGAGUGUUUGUGAUCACCGCUGGAGACGUGAGAUGCCUUAUCAAGUUGAUGCUAAAGUAGCUGCUGUGAUGGCUUCCAAGCCAAAAGGGAAACCACCUAGAAGUAUGUUUCGUGAUGGAGGUAUCCUUGACAGCUCGUUUGAUACUAACACAGAACUGCCAGUAGGAAGUAAAUCAGGACGUGGUGGUUUGCGACAUGGCACACCUGACAUUGAAAAUAUCUUAAGUUUGCUGGAUGACUUUGAGAUGGACGAAGACAACAUUGAGGGUCCAGAUGAUCUGAGUGUAUCGUUAAAAAAAACAAGUAAUUCGCCCGCAGUAGAAAAAAAACAAAGUGACAAUGAAGGCUUUUUGCCAAGGGAAGAAGAUGAAGCUGCCGUUGAAGGGAAGAAGAUUAACCCAUCUUUUGCAACUAACAAGAAGUUCAGCUUCUCUGAUCUAGAUGACCAGGAUGAUAUGGAUGGCCUAAUUGACCCACUGGAUGGCUUACCACAAAAUAUGAACAAAAGAUCAUCCAAAUCCAAUUCACAGCCGACCAAACCUGAAAAAUCGGUACCUUCACAACUAACAUCACUUGUAUCAAAAAAGGAAACAACCAAUGCAGCAAAAAUACUAAACAAACUUACAUUUGAUGAUGCGAAAGAUGAUUUGAUUGAUGAACUUGGCUUGGACUGUGAAAAUCCCAAGAAAAAAGACAAUGUGCUUUGGUCCAACAAGGAAAGUGCGCAACCACCGAGAGCUCGUACAAAACUCGAUGAGAUUCUGGAGAACUGUAAAUCGCAACGUCUUGAGUGGCCAUCCUCAAGUGAUAAGAAGGACCAGCUUCUGUCUCGGGAGAAGAACUACAAUUCAAAAGAUGCCCAUUUAGAAGAUGACCCAACAACUGUGUCCUAUCAGCCCACAGUUGGAGAAACCGCAUCAGGGCGCCAUUCUCGUAGGCAGUCCAUCAAAUUCUCUACAGAGGAUGUCAGUGCUUCCACUUUGGAGAAGAAGCCCCCCAUUGCCACCACCCCCUCACGACCCCGCAACCCAGCCGACUGGCUCUGUCUCAAAGCAGACGACGACCAGGUCCACCGCGAAGAAGACACCAACGAGAGGAGGACUACAGACUCUCCAAAAUCUCCUACUCCUCUAUUUGAGAAAAAGCCCUCUUUGACUAGUGACCAUAAUACAUCAGCUGCCAAAGUGGGAGUUAACGCCUCACUUUUGGCUGAACCCAAAUCACUAAGGUCAGAUCCUACCAAAAUCCAAAAGAAAGAGGAGGAUGAUAAUGACUGGUUGACAGGCGCUCUUAGCAGGAAGAAGUCUUUCACAGGAUCAAGCUUUGAUGCCAAAAUCUCCAAUCAGGAGCAAGCUUUAGGCCUGGGAGAAGAAGUGGAUCUGGAGUCACUUGUUAGUAAGGAUACCCAAUCACAAGUCUUCAGAGGUAGAAAUAACAUCCAUGAAAAACAAUUGCCAACUUCCAAGGAUGCUGGCCUUGCUGCACAACAUGGUCCAAAACGAGAAGAGAGAGGAAAGCAAGGGCUCCCACAGUCAAACCUAAUGCCAAAGUCUUCAACUGCUGUCGAGCAACUGAUACCAUUUUCAACUGACAGCCUGCAGCAAUUGUUAGUCCAACAGCAGAUGAUGCAGUCACAGUUAAUGGGGCUCCAGGGUGCUUUGGAUGUUGGCGCUCUGCGAAAGCGUAAUGAGCAGCAUCACCAAGAAAAUGGGGAAGAUUUACAAGCACGCAUCAUUCAGCUUGAGGGACAGGUGAAGACUCUGCAGCUGGAGAGAGAUCACAGCCAGAUGUUGCUGGCGAGCAUACAGCAGAGAUAUACACAGGAUAUAGAACUCAUGGAAAAUACACACAAGACACGCGUGAAGCUUCUUGAGGAAUCGGCAGUCCAGAGGGAGACACGGAUGCGGCAGGAGACCGAAGACCUAAUUGAACGCUUGGCCGCGCUAACACGAGCGAAUGAGAAGGAACGUUCAGACCUGCAUGCUCACUACCAGCGAAAACUGGCCCAGUUCCAACAAGACCAAGACCGUGAUUUAGAGAGACUGCGAGAUUUACAGAGGAAAUCUAUCACAGAGAUGAAGAAAGACCAUGAAGACCAUGUCAAUAGGCUGAAAAGGCUAAAAGAAGAAGAGAUUGAUGCAGUAACAAGUGCAACAUCUGAGACCAGGUCUCUGACACUAGUAAUAGAGAAGAUGGAACAGUUUUCCUGUCGUCUUGGAGAUCUUUCCUCUUUGGUCGAGAGCAGGCAUGAACACACAACCCAUGGUUUGGAGCAAGGGGCGAGGCACAGAGAUGAGCAGCUUCAAAGUAUGCACCUCACACCCACAACCUUCAAGGUGCACUUAAAACUACUGUUUAAUCACAAACUUUUUGUUUCAGUAAUGCAGGAGCGUUUGACUCAACAGCAGAAAGUGAUGGCUGAGGAGAAGGCAUAUCUUAAAGAAAUCAUCUCCAGGAUGGACACUCAGAUCAAUGAACAGCAGAGACAAAUUGAGAAGGAGCGCUGGAAUGUGACCGCAGAGAAGGCCAAGGUAGAGUCUUCACUUAAAAGCCUGGAAGAAGAACGACGCUCCAUGACCAUGCAGAUGAACAUGGAGAGAGAGGAGUUAGAAAGAGCCAAGGGUGCAUUACUGGAGGAACAGAAGGCAGUGAUGCAGCAGUGCACAGAGGAGAGAAGGAAGUUGGCGGCAGAGUGGAACAUCUUUCAUGUCCAGGAGAAGCAGCGACGAGAAAGGGUCGAACAAGAUGUCAGCACUCUCAUGGAGAAAAGGGAGGACUCCAUUAUGAGUCUCGUGCAAGAACAAGCUGAUUUGAAGCUUCGCAGCGGAGAGCUGAAACUGAAAGAGACAGCUGUGGCACAGGAGAGAGAGGCACUAGAACAGCUAAAAGCAGAACUGCAGAGAGAAAAAGAGAGAAUAAGCAGCACUGCUCUGAGGCUCAAAAUCCGAGCGCAAGAGGUAGAUGCCUUCAGCAAGCUGGCAGCAGAAAAGUAUGAAGAAGGAGAACAAGCACUGCAGGAAGCCAAACGUGUGGAGUCUGAACACCAGGCAAGGCUGAAAACUAUUCAUUCCCAGAUUGAGAGGCUGAGGCAUCUUGAACAACGUGCUCUUGAAGAGCGAACACGAUUUAAUCCGCAGGAAAGAACCGAGAACCCUAAACAAGAGGCUCCCAGUGGCUCUUUGCCACAAACAAGUCCCAUUCUACCAGACACAGGUUCAGCAAUGCUUGACCCAAAGAUGACACCAAUCCUAAACACCUCUCAGAUAUUACCAAAUUCUCAAUCAAUGGCGCUUCAGGCAAGCCUGGCUAUAUGGAAGUACAAUGCACGAAGGGACCAUGACUACCUUGAAGAGCAGCAGAUCUUCCUUGAAAACUUGAAGAAAAAGUCUUGCAGGCAGAAGUCAAAUUGGACGUUAGCAUUAUGAUGCAAGCACAGUUUGUGUGUGCAACAACCUUGUUUCUAAAUAGUUUUCCUUAAGAGUCAUUCACUCAAACACCUGCAUUUUACCUGAAAAUGACAAAAUUACAGUAAGGUUAGGUUCACACCACAGGGCAUGGUGCUCAAUGGAUUUUUUUUUAGCCAUUCAUAUGGCACACAAACACAUGCGAGUCACAGUGUGACGGGAACAUGUCUAACGUCACUUAUCAGUGCUUAUGGAAAUGAUUGAAGAUUUUCUACUGAAACCAGCAUUUUUUUUCUUAGCUUCACUUGGGAGAUCAAGCGGACUAUUUUUGUGCCACCAAUCGCAUCAGUUUUGUUGAACAGUGGUGAUGUAUAGAUCUACUGUGUACAAAUGAGCGUUCAUAGCAAUGCUGCAACGAUUAAUUAACUUGCUUAAUUUGAUUAAAGCUUCAAAUCAAAUUUGGCUGC
Corythoichthys intestinalis (scribbled pipefish) is the source of this 4013-nucleotide messenger RNA. Its product is annotated as fas-binding factor 1-like. The record is from RefSeq and is a predicted model, not a curated record. The coding region runs from base 175 to 3567 and encodes 1130 amino acids. The transcript is spliced from 28 exons. Gene Ontology annotation, cellular component: centriole; ciliary transition fiber; ciliary basal body. Gene Ontology annotation, biological process: cilium assembly; establishment of epithelial cell polarity. NCBI's taxonomy places the organism in Eukaryota, Metazoa, Chordata, Actinopteri, Syngnathiformes, Syngnathidae.